GUAGCCGGGUGGGCCAUGUCCGGGGCCGCAGCGGGCGGCAGAGGUGGAGGUUCCUGGGGGCCGGGGCGCGGAGGGGCGGGGGGUCUCCGGCGGGGAUGCUCUCCACCGGCGCCCGCUGGCUCCCCCCGGGCCGGGCUGCAGCCACUCAGGGCUACAGUCCCCUUCCAGCUGCAGCAGCCGCACCAGCGCCGGGACGGGGGUGGCCGCGCAGCCAGUGUCCCAUGUUCGGUGGCCCCAGAAAAGUCAGUGUGUAGGCCUCAGCCACCCCAGGUUCGACGUACAUUCUCCCUGGACACCGUCCUCAGUUCCUACCUUCUGGGCCAGUGGCCACGAGAUGCUGAUGGGGCCUUCACCUGCUGUACCAAUGACAAGGCCACCCAGACACCUCUAUCCUGGCAAGAGCCGGAAGGUGAGCGGGCCAGCUUCUGCAUGCACAAGCGAUCAGCGUCCUGGGGCAGCACUGACCAUCGAAAAGAGAUCACCAAGUUGAAGCAACAGCUACAGAGGACAAAGCUGAGCCGCAGUGGGAAGGAGAAGGAACGGAGCUCCCCUGUCCAAGGGGACCAUGCUGUACGGGGAGCCAUGAGGGCAUCCCUUCCCAGCUUCCCCCCAGGAUCCCCUGUCCUGCGACUCAGCCCUUGCCUGCACAGAAGUCUAGAAGGGCUCAACCAGGAGCUGGAAGAGGUGUUUGUGAAGGAGCAGGGUGAAGAGGAGCUGCUGAGGAUACUUGAGGUCCCUGAUGGGCACCGUGCCCCAGCUCCUCCACAGAAUAACAGCUGUGACCAUCCCCUCCUCCUCCUGGAGCCAGGCAACAUGACCAGCUCUCCCUCUGUGCCACUGGCAUCCCCCCAGCCUCCUGGCCAGGCCAGCCGGGAGGAGCACCGGGGUGCCACUGAGGAGCUGACAUCCAUCCCCAGUGACAAAGCCUCCUCUCCAGGCCACCCAGCCUUCCUAGAAGAUGGCAGUCCAUCUCCAGUUCUUGCCUUUGCUGCCUCUCCUCGGCCCAAUCACAGCUAUGUCUUCAAACGGGAGCCCCCAGAAGGCUGUGAGAGAGUGCGUGUGUUUGAGGAGGCCACGUCCCCAGGUCCUGACUUGGCCUUCUUGACUUCCUGUCCUGACAAGAACAAAGUCCAUUUCAACCCGACUGGCUCAGCCUUCUGCCCUGUCAGCUUGAUCAAGCCCCUCUUCCCCAGCAUGGGCUUCAUCUUCCGGAACUGCCCUUCCAGCCCUGGCUCUCCUCUUCCUCCUGCCAGUCCCAGGGCACCACCUCGGAAGGAUCCAGAAGCUUCCAAGGCCUCCUCACUGCCAUUUGAGCCAUGGCAGCGCACCCCACCAUCAGAAGAGUCUGUGCUUUUCCAGAGCUCCUUGGUAGUCUGAGCCCCCCACCCCUGCACACUCUUUUACCAUGGAGACCAGUGCCUUGGUGGCAAGCUCCUCAUUAGCUUCCCAAACUGGGGAUGGAGGAGCCCUUCCCUCUUGGCCUUUGAGCACUUUCAUUUAUUGUGUCAAAGCCCUAGGUCCUUUGGUGGACGUCAGCCCCUCCAAAGGGAGGAGACUUACCUUCUCCACUAGCAGCUAGGCAGCUCACAACUUACACUUGUGUACCUGCGGCUUCCCUCACUUGCUAGGAGGUCUUGAGUCUUCUAGCCCACGGUGUGAGUUCAGAUGACUUACGCAAGGCUCUUGUUAUGGAACAAGCUGUCUGUGAGUGAGAGAGGGAGAUGCCACAGACUCCUUACAGCCCCACCUCUAGAGACAGAGGAGAUCAGACCCGACGCCUCCCUCCUAGAGGAGCUGACUAAAGUGGUCCUCAGGGCCAGAACACUUGACCAAUUCAGCUGUUGGCAGGGGGACCAUGGGAUUUCCCAGGUGGCAUUUUCAUCUCACUUUUACCCUGACUAAAGAUUGUCUUAAGCAGCAUCCCAGCCCCAAGUGGAUAGCGGGAAGAGGGAGAGCUGGCACUCCUGCAGGUGGCACAUGGUGGCUCCAUACCCUCCACCUGCUCCAGGGUUAGGGUGGAUUAGAAAAAUGCCUAUUUUUCUUAUAUCGAUGUAGAAACUCUAUUUUCUCCCAAAGACACUAUUUUUGCAGCUAUUUGAAGUUUGUAUAUUUUCUGUACUGCAGAGCUUACACAAAAUUGAAGAAUGUUAAUGUUCAAGUUUUCUUAUCUUAUGUUUAGAAGUUGUUUUUUGCAGGUCUUGAUGUUAAUAGACCAAAUAAAUAAGUACUCCAGCA
Messenger RNA from Chionomys nivalis (European snow vole), 2235 nucleotides. RefSeq names its product family with sequence similarity 117 member A (gene Fam117a). The transcript is spliced from 8 exons. The record is from RefSeq and is a predicted model, not a curated record. Bases 16 to 1377 code for a protein of 453 amino acids. Lineage: Eukaryota; Metazoa; Chordata; Mammalia; Rodentia; Cricetidae.